Molecule: messenger RNA, 705 nt
Organism: Durusdinium trenchii
Lineage: Eukaryota; Dinophyceae; Suessiales; Symbiodiniaceae
Source: the annotation of a GenBank genome assembly
GGCGGUUUGAGCUGGAUUCAUUGUUCAUCAAUUUGCACUAGCAUUCGCUGGAUUUUCGGGAAAGCUCCGAGCAUCUUCAUACAAGAGGUGGGAUGAUUAGGUAGCGAUCGCAUUCCGUCCCUUCUUUUGUGUGGCCACGUAAGUCCUGGCACUGGAGCAAACUGGCAGUGACGCGACGCCGCCACCUGCAGGCAUGGGCCUGUCAUGUUCGCUUUUUCCGUGGGAGAAUUGGGAGUGGCCCAAAGCCUUUGCCACUUCGCAGUGCAUGAAGCCAAAGAGCUACUUUUACUUCCGGGCUUUGUGGGCCUUGCUUUUCCUGGGACAUCUUUGCGCCGAUGUGCUGCAAAAUGCCUAUGAGGGCGAGAUGCAGCUCUAUCUGUUGACAUUGCGGCUUUGGGAAUAGAGUAGGUGGACCUUAUUGGUCCAAGUCGCUGACAACCUCCUGCAGCUGAUUUGUGCUGCUGAAGCCCUAGAGUGUGUGCACAUGUUUUUGCAAACGCUCGAGUCUGAUUGAGACCAUUUGUGUGAGAUGUUUUUGCAUGGAAGAAUGACUUCAGGUUGCAUCAGAUUGCAUGUACAAGCACUAUGAUUUUCAUUGUGUUUUGUACUGUUGUCCUCGAUUCCUCGGGUUUGACAACUACACAACCUGGUUUGGGGCAGAAUUGUUUGUUUGAAAUUGCUAAACCAUGGAGACUCGAAUGGUAA